AUGGCUCUCCCUGUUAACAUGAUUUCUUCCCAUGGUGUUAUCCCGACCUCUGAGUAUGCUGAGACUCUUCGGGAGAAAUACAGUUUUCAGAUGGAGGACGGAAUACUUAUUCCUUUGGACGAAGCCUCCUUUCUUGAACCUCCUCCGGGAAAGUUUAGGCCAGUAGCUCUUCGAGACAGCCUUCCUCAUCCCAGUCGGAAAUAUGCUCAAGGGUUCACUACUCCUGCUGUCUCGGUGCCUUCACACUCAAUCCCUACUGGCGAGAUGCCUUCGCCUGGCAACCUGUAUGUCGCGCCCCUUGUCGUGCUUCCUACUCCCGUCCUUUCUGAGAGUUUAGAGAGUGUGGAGGAUAACAAAAAAGGAAUUUUGGCGGGUGCGACGUCCUGCGUGACUAGGAAAAGAGGACUUAUGAGCCUUGCAACUCUUUCUGAUGUGGCCAAAAGGAGAACCAUUGCCGACCGCUGUCGCCGAUGCAAGCUUGCCACCAACUUUAUUGCAACUAUGAUUCCCUCUAGUGAAGAGGCAAUAAAUAUCCUUGAUGACGAUACACACUAA
Molecule: messenger RNA, 555 nt
Organism: Lactuca virosa
Lineage: Eukaryota; Viridiplantae; Streptophyta; Magnoliopsida; Asterales; Asteraceae
Source: the annotation of a GenBank genome assembly